Messenger RNA from Pipistrellus nathusii (Nathusius's pipistrelle), 1962 nucleotides. The record is from the annotation of a GenBank genome assembly. NCBI's taxonomy places the organism in Eukaryota, Metazoa, Chordata, Mammalia, Chiroptera, Vespertilionidae.
AUGGCCGCUGCGGCCGGGGACGGCGCCGUGAAGCCGCUGCAGUGCGCUAUGAAGCUGGCCAACGGGGCCAUCGAGCUGGACACCGGCAACCGGCCCCGGGAGGCGUAUACAGAAUAUCUGAGGAGCAUCCACUACAUCUCCCAGGUGCUGCUGGAGGAAGUGGAAGCUAGCGAAGACCCUGGGCAGACCGUGCCCCUGGAUGCCCUGAAGAUGCUGAAGCUGGCGGAGCAGUGUCUGGAGAGGGCCCGGUCCACGGUGGCCAAGCUCGGGAAAGCCAGCCUGAAGCCAGCCGUGCCCGUGGCUGCUGCUGCCCCCUCACCCACCAGCCGGCACCGCCGGGUGUACUCGGACGAGGGGGGGAAGCUCCUCCCGUUUCUGCCGCCAGAGAUUUUCCAGAGGCUUCAGGUGGUGGAGUCACAAAGCUCUAAGAAGGAGCUGACCCCCCUGGAGGAGGCCUCCCUGCAGAACCAGAAGCUGAAGGCCGCCUAUGAGGCCCGGAUGGCCCGUCUGGACCCCAGCCAGGCCCUGCAGAAGACGUCGCUGACCCUGUCCCUGCAGCGGCAGAUGAUGGAGAACCUGGUGAUCGCCAAGGCCCGGGAGGAGACUCUGCAAAGGAAGAUGGAGGAGCGGCGGCUGCGGCUCCAGGAGGCCGCCAACAGGAGGUUCUGCAGCCAGGUGGCCCUGACCCCGGAGGAGCGGGAGCAGCGGGCCCUCUACGCCGCCAUCCUCGAGUACGAGCAAGACCACGAAUGGCCAAAGCACUGGAAGGCCAAGCUCAAGAGGAGCCCUGGGGACCUGUCUCUGGUGACCAGCCUGGUGUCCCACCUGCUCAGCGCCCCCGACCACCCCAUCGCGCAGCUCCUGAAGAAGCUCCAGUGCGCGGUGUACCGGGCGCUGUACCACGUCGUGAGCCGGGGCACUGCGGCCGCCCCCGCCCCCGGCGGCUGCUCCCUGCCCCCUGACGCCGAGGGGCUGCUGGCUCCAGGGAGCCGGCGCCUCCGGCCCUCCCAGAGUCUCUACUGCAUGCUGUCCUCCCCGGAGCCCAGCCCAGCCCCGCAUCCGCCUGCCGGCCCCCCCGCCAGCCCCCCCACACCCCCAGCCCAGCCCAGGCCCCCCAGCAGAGGGGCAGACGGCAGCCCUCGGGGGUCCCCCUCACCCCUCGUGCGCAAGGACAGCUCUUUCGAGGACCUGGAACAGUUCCUGGCCACUCCGGAGAGGUGGGGCCAGGGCCCCGGGCAGGGGACAGACCCUCCGGCCUCGGGGGUGAAGGAGGAGCCGCUACUGGAGCCACUGAAGAGCACCGUGAAGGACAUUCACAACGCGGUCGACAGGCUGCUCUCGCUGACCCUCCUGGCGUUCGAAGGCCUCAACACGGCCGCCUCCAAGGACCGCUGCCUGGCCUGCAUCGAGGAGCCCUUCUUCUCCCCCCUGUGGCCCCUGCUGCUGGCCCUCUACAGGAGUGUGUACCGCGCCCGGGAGGCUGCCCUGAGCAGGAGCAUGGAGCUCUACAGUAAUGCACCCCCAGCCGCCCUCGGCAUCCCCCCCAAACUGCUCCCUCGGGGCCCUGAGGCCUCAGGAGCCGGCGCCUACCCCUACUGUGCUGCUGCCCAGGAGCUGGGGCUGCUGGUCCUGGAGUGCUGCCCCCAGAAGAAGCUGGACUGCAUUGUGCGGGCCCUUCGGGUCAUCUGCGCCUGUGCUGAGAGCUACUACUGGGCCCAGGAGCCUGCACCCGAGGCCAGACCACAGCCCGGCGCAGCCGCCAUCGGCGCCGACGACCUGCUGCCCAUCCUGUCCUUCGUGGUGCUGAGGAGCGGCCUCCCCCAGCUGGUGUCGGAGUGCGCGGCUCUGGAGGAGUUCAUCCAUGAGGGGUACCUGAUCGGAGAGGGGGGCUACUGCCUGACGUCCCUGCAGAGCGCCCUGAGCUACGUGGAGCUGCUGCCCCAGGGCGCCCUGGGCAAGUAG